Messenger RNA from Capsicum annuum, 2599 nucleotides. Its product is annotated as molybdenum cofactor sulfurase-like. Gene Ontology annotation, molecular function: molybdenum ion binding; catalytic activity; pyridoxal phosphate binding. The record is from RefSeq and is a predicted model, not a curated record. Bases 2068 to 2373 code for a protein of 101 amino acids. NCBI's taxonomy places the organism in Eukaryota, Viridiplantae, Streptophyta, Magnoliopsida, Solanales, Solanaceae. The transcript has 4 exons.
CUUCACUUCUUUCCUUUUGUUAUCAAAUACUUGAUAAACAAGCUUGCUACAUCUUGGUAUCAUUUAAGUAGUUAAGAAUGAAAUCAUGUAAAUCAAUUUGUAAACUUUCCAGCUCAGAGAUUUAUAUAGCAAUCAAAGAGUCUUUUUUUAAGAAGGUUAUAGCAGUCAAAGAAAUUUUAAGCAGCUUUAUGUACGUAGGUAUACAAUAACACAAUAUAGAAUCAUAUAUAGAAUUUGGAUCCUACUAAAUUGUAUGAGCAUCUAUAUUUUCUCAGACUAUUUCACAAGGUCACAUGUAUAAGAUGUCAACUUUCCUUCUAUUCUUGAGUUUUGACUUUCUCCGUAGCACUAAAAUUUGUACUUUGAAACUUAAGAUGUUGAUUUUGUGUGUCAAACUUUGUGUUUGUGUAUCUUAAUUGACUUAAAUAAUAUUGGGCUAUAGUUUUAUUUUGGGCAUCCGUUGAGUAAUUGGUAAUUUCUUCAUUUUUAUAGUUGUACUUAUUUUUUAAUUAGAAAGGCAAAGUUUUAUUAAUAUAGCACGGUUUAUGUAAAAAUGUAAAGCUUAAUUAAGAUAGCAUGGUUUAUGUACAACUGGAGAAGUAUUUUUUUAAUAACUGUUGUGUGUGGGCUAGCUUGCGCUCACCUUGACUAAUUUCAUAGGGUGCUAGGUAACUCUGUCCACAAAGGCUAGAACUGAUGGAAAGAACUAAACCUAUUGUUUGUCUCUGUUGGGAAUUGAAACUGAUAUGUCAUGAUACUCAACCCAACUUCAUUGAACCACCAGGCCACACCCUUGGAUGCACAACAAAAAUUGUUAGAAAGGAAAAAAUAGUGCUCCUUAAAUUUGCUCUAAUAUUUGUAAAGAACCUUGUUGGUAGGCAUGCAUGUGAGCUUCUAACCACUUAGAUUUUGUGGUUCCAAAGAUGAUUAUGGUAUAUGCAUGUAUUUAUGUAAGUUCUACCAUUUACAUAUUAGUACAAUUGCCUUUAAUGAAUCAUGUGAAGCUUAUAAUUCAUAACAAUGUUUGCCUUUUAAACUACGAUGUCUAGGUCAAUUUGGACAACCUCAUACAGUUCAUCUAGUACCAACUACCUCCCACCAACACAAGUAUCAAGUAACUUUUCUACCAAGGCUUAGAAAAAUUGUAAAAAAUCACCUACGGUUUGUCUCUACUGUGAUUUGAACCUUAUCUUCGAGGUUUUCACCCAUUUCAUUGAUCACUAGGUCACUCCAUUUGGCCUUCGUCGUGUUUUCAUUCCAAGGAUUAUACUCAUUAUUUUCCUUGUAUGUUGGAGACUGUGAUUAUGCUCUUUGACAUAUAAUGGAAUGUCUAAUUAAGAUAAAAUUUGUAUAUUACUUAUCUGAACGAAGAUAUAGGUUAUGAGAACUAACUGUUUUUAGAGAAGACUGAUUGUCGAGUUGCAAACUUCAAUUUAUUAAAUCCAAAGUAGAUUUUUUUCAAAGAGUUCUACAUUGGUACUUGAAGUUAUGGGUGGUCUCUUUAAUAUUGAUUGGGCAUUCCUCGCCUCUUAAACUAGCUUUAGGGUUGAGUUAGGUGCAAGAUCUAUUUCUAUACAUUAUAUUCGAAUUACUUGUCACGUAAAAUUGUGAUUUAGUCAGUUGCUUUAGGAUACUUGCCAAAAGACAAAGGUAAGAGAAAAGAGACUAAAAAAAGAGCAUUUGUGAAGGAUAUCCAUCGUUUUAGUCUGGCAUGUUCUUAAAAUAACUAGUAUUAUUUUGUGACUGCUGUUGUAGUUCUCGUGGAAAUGAAUUAGCAGUAUCAUAUUUAUGUAAGCACUACCCUCCAUUUUAGUGUUCACCACUAAAAAUCUAAAAGUAAGGCUGUGGCUCAUGAAUCUAGUAAUGCUCAAUCAUUUUAAAAUUAGUCGUAUUAUAGCAAUGCUCAAUCAUUUUUCAUGUCUUUUAGAUUUGGAUAGAUAUCAAGUCUGAAGUUAUAACACUGAGGUUGACAUAUGGUUCAACUAGGCAAUUGGUCAACCUUGCACUGUAUUAAGGAAUUCCAGUUCCCAGAGUCACUCCUACAUAGAUAAGAAUGACAGUCCUAGCAUGUGCAGGGAUAUUGGUGCUAAAUUAAAUUUUGUUAACGAUGCCCAGUUUCUACUGGUAUCUGAAGUAAGCAUAGCUGAGCUCAACUCUAGGCUGAAAUCAAACUUAGAGAGACGAAGGAGAAAUGAUGGACACAUAGUUCAAGUUAGUGUAAUGAGAUUUCGAUCCAAUCUUUUAGCAUCUGGCGGUGAACCAUAUGCAGAAGAUAGAUGGAGUAAAUAUUGGAGGCAAUUAUUUUAUGUCUUUAGGUGGUUGCAAUCGUUGCCAGUGCCUUCUUCAGGGGUCAUAUAUGAACAAGAUUUCUGAAGAUUGAAGUUACAAGUGAAGACGCAAGUUCAAAGAAUGCACAAGCUCAUUAUUAUUUUGCUAAGAACAUUAUGUAAACUUGACAUCAGAUUCUAGCUCGGGAUGUUAAUUGGUUAAGUUUUUUUGCUUAGCAAAUAUUGAAACUAUUGACAUCAUAUAGCUCAAGAUGUUAUUAAUUGAUUAAGUUUUUUAUUAGCAAAUUAAUAUUGAAACUAUAUUGACAUCA